ACAAAUAGGGAAAUGGAUUCUCUCUCUGUGGAAGAUCUUUCUUGUCCCGUGUGCUGUGAAAUCUUCAAGGUUCCUGUUCUUCUGUCGUGUAGUCACAGUUUCUGUAAAGAGUGUCUUCAACAGUUCUGGAAAACCAAGAGUUCUCAGGAGUGUCCAGUCUGCAGGAGAAGAUCCUCUAAACCCAAUCCUCCUGUGAGUCUUUCAUUGAAGAACGUGUGCGAGUCGUUCCUGAAGGCCAGACAUGAGAGACGUUCAUCAGGGUGUGAGGAGAUCUGCAGUUUACACAGUGAGAAACUCAAACUCUUCUGUCUGGAUGAUAAACAGCCGGUGUGUUUAGUGUGCAGAGAUUCAGAGAAACACGUCAAUCACAAAUUCAGACCCAUCGGUGAAGUUCUUCCAUCUUACAAGGAGGAACUCAACACAGCACUUACAUCUUUACAAGAGAAACUGAAACACACAGAAGACAUGAAAGGUGAGUGUGAUAAAACAGUUCAACACAUCAAGACUCAAGCUGAGCACACGGAGCAUCAGAUUAAAGAGCAGUUUGAGAAGCUUCACGAGUUUCUCCGAGAGGAAGAAGAAGCUACAAUCACUGAACUGAGAGAGGAAGAGGAGCAGAAGAGUCAUAUGAUGAAGGAGAAGCUUGAGGAGAUGAACACACACAUCUCAGCUCUUUCACACACAAUCAAAGACAUGGAGGAACUGAUGAAAGCCAAUGACGUCUCGUUUCUACAGGACUUUAAUGUGACGAUGGAAAGAGUCCAGAGCUCACAGCCGGAUCCACAGAUGACUUCUGGAGCUCUCAUUCAUGUGCCACAUUACUUGGGCAACCUGACAUUCAGAGUCUGGAAGAAGAUGCGAGACAUUGUCCACAAGACUCCUGUGAUUCUGGAUCCAAACACUGCACAUCCAUGUCUGAUCCUGUCUGAUGAUCUGACCAGUGUGAGAUACAGUGAGAACAGACAGACAUUACCUGAUAAUCCCGAGAGAUUAGACAGAUAUCCGUGUGUUCUGGGUUCAGAGGGUUUUAACUCAGGAACACACUGCUGGGAUGUGGAGGUUGGAGACAAUAAUUACUGGACUAUUGGAAUAACUACAGCAUCAAACCAGAGGAAGGGAGCUGUUUUCUUUAACACUGGUGUCUGGUGUGUGCAGUACUCAGAGAAUGAAUAUUAUUCACAAUCCCCAGAGAAACCCCUCACUCACUUUACAGUUAAAGAGAAACUCGAGCGUGUGAGAGUUCAGCUGCAUUAUGAAACAGGAAAAGUGUCAUUCUCUGAUCCUGUAACUAACACACAUCUACUGACAUUCACACACACAUUUACAGAGACACUCUUUCCAUUAUUCUAUAGUUAUGAUACCAACCCUAUUAACCCUCUGAGGAUCUUACCAGUUAAACUGACUGUAACAACCAGCGCAUGAGAGAAAUCAAGAGCAGAUACAAACAUAUUUAUCUAGUGGAAUAAUUCCUGCUGAGAAUAAAAGAUAGUGGCCCGUAUUAUAAAUCAGACCUCUGUAAUGAAUCGUGGGAGUUGAUCAUGAAGGGACUGAAUCAUGAAGAAACUUCAAUAAUGUUGGUGGCACAAUGACUCUAAAGGGGCAUUUACAGCUUUUUCUUGAUGAGUUCCUUUGCUAAUGAAGUAGAAGUGUUAUUCUGGAAAGAUUGUCUGAAACUCUGUGGCAGAAAUGUGUUCACAUGUCUAAAUGUGAUGAGUUCAAUCGAGCUUCUGUAGACGCUCAGGAGCUCACACCCAAAAUAAUAGAGUUAUAAUGUUAAUAAAAGCACAUUCAUUACAUUCUGUGGGACAGCCAAUCAGAGUGUAUGUUUUAUUCUGUACACUCUCUUCAUGUUUUAGUGCAUUAAAUAAA
Messenger RNA from Xyrauchen texanus (razorback sucker), 1869 nucleotides. RefSeq names its product nuclear factor 7, brain-like. Gene Ontology annotation, molecular function: zinc ion binding; protein binding. NCBI's taxonomy places the organism in Eukaryota, Metazoa, Chordata, Actinopteri, Cypriniformes, Catostomidae. The transcript has 6 exons. The record is from RefSeq and is a predicted model, not a curated record. Bases 13 to 1422 code for a protein of 469 amino acids.